Durio zibethinus is the source of this 693-nucleotide messenger RNA. RefSeq lists its product as uncharacterized. Lineage: Eukaryota; Viridiplantae; Streptophyta; Magnoliopsida; Malvales; Malvaceae. The record is from RefSeq and is a predicted model, not a curated record.
AUGGCGAUCGUGGCUAGUGUUCGGUGCGGUGGAAACGUUUGUCUGCAACGCCAUGAUCCAUCCAAUCUUUUCCACUUUCAUAUCCCAAAUGCCCCCGCAUGUUCUUUGAUGGUCUCAAAUCCACAAUCGUCGAAACCAAGAACGUCCAAGAUCUUGGUGUCGUCGUCGUCUAAGGUAAGUCUCCAACCACUGCGAAAACAAGAAGAGAAGAAACAGGAGGAGUUGUCGUACGAGAAAAUAGACGAGUGGAUGAGAGAUUCGGUGGUUGAGAUCGUCAAGAAGUUGCCCGAAUCGCCCCUCUUGGUCCACGUAUACUCCGACAACAACACGACAAAAACAAGGACGGAAAAGGCGGAGGAAGACAACUGGGUUUCGGUGAAACAAAAGUGGGAGAAAGGAGAGACUCCAAUGCCUGAUGGGGUGAUUUUUGUUGAACAAAUACAAGAAGAAGGGGUUGGAAAAAAGAUUGAGAAAGAGAAAAUUGAUGAGGUUUCCAGGGCCUGGGGGAUUGUGAUUCAGAGCAAGGGACAAGAAAGGUGUGGACCACCUCCAGCUUGUUAUUUGUUGAAGACUAGUAAGGUGGGUUCAGGGUUUGGGUUAAGGUGCACCCAUUUUUGUUUGGUGAGGGUUAAUAAUUUCAGGGAAUCUGCUUUCUCACAGCUCAAGAAUUGCUGGUUGUUGCAGGGGAAUUGA